Messenger RNA from Camponotus floridanus (Florida carpenter ant), 1330 nucleotides. Its product is annotated as mitochondrial ribosome-associated GTPase 2. The record is from RefSeq and is a predicted model, not a curated record. The coding region runs from base 64 to 1290 and encodes 408 amino acids. Lineage: Eukaryota; Metazoa; Arthropoda; Insecta; Hymenoptera; Formicidae. The transcript has 7 exons. Gene Ontology annotation, cellular component: mitochondrion. Gene Ontology annotation, molecular function: magnesium ion binding; GTP binding; GTPase activity.
UAGUCUAAAUACAUAACUAGCUAAAACACAAAUCAUUAAAAAAUAAAGCUAUAUUUCAUUAAAAUGAUGCAUUGCCUUCGUCGUUUAAGUAAUAUUGUUGCAUGUAAUACAAUUCAAAUACAAAGCUGCAAAACUAUAUUGAACAGGAAUAAAUGCAAAAUCUCAAAUACGAACUUAUUUAGGACAUUGUCUGUCACUGCAUGUGUACAUGAGAAGAAAUCUGUAGCCAAAGCUUUACGAAGUACAAAACCAAAAUCAAAACAUGAUACUCUGCAGUAUUUUGUUGAUAUAAAACAGACAAGAACAAUCGGAGGGAAAGGUGGAGAUGGUGAAAUAUCAUUUUUACGAUUGUGGGUCAACGACCGAGCUGGCCCUGAUGGAGGUGAUGGUGGAAGUGGUGGUCAUGUAAUAUUUGAAGCAAAAAAAGAUGUGAAAGAUCUUCGAAAUGUACAGUCUGUGAUUAGAGCUGAAGAUGGUGAAAAGGGUUAUACUAAAGACUGCUUCGGCAAAAACGCUGAACACAAUGUGGUAAAAGUACCUAUUGGAACCAUUGUGCGUGAUCUAAACAAUAAAAUAUUAGCAGAUUUGGACCAAGAUGGGAUGAUGUUUAUUGCCGCGAGAGGUGGUGCCGGUGGACAUGGAAAUUCUUUUUUUAAAUCAGAUACUCAACAAUCGCCAGAAAUAUCCGAGUAUGGCGCGAUAGGAGAAGACUUACGAUAUGUAUUAGAAAUAAGAAGUAUGGCCCAUGUUGGAUUAAUUGGUCUACCAAAUGCUGGCAAAAGUACACUUUUAAGAGCUAUAUCUAGAGCUAGGCCAAAGGUAGCAGCAUAUCCUUUCACUACUCUAAGACCUCACAUAGGCAUGAUACAGUAUGAUGAUUAUGAACAAGUUGCAGUGGCCGAUAUGCCUGGUCUUAUAGAAGACUCACACAAGAAUAAAGGGCUUGGUGUAACUUUCCUCAAGCAUGCAGAACGUUGUGCUGCUUUAAUAUUUAUUUUAGACAUUACAGUGGAUGAACCAUGGAAAGCUCUAGAAGUUCUAAAAUAUGAAAUUAGUCAGUUUAAUGAAAAAUUAAACGACAGACCUCAAAUUGUUGUAGCAAACAAAAUGGAUUUGCCAAAUGCUGAAGUUAAUUUACAAUCGCUCAAGAAAUAUAUAAAUCUACCAGUUAUUCCUAUUUCUGCCAAGUUAGGUACAAAUAUCUCUACUUUACUGAAGGAAAUUAGGAUACUAUAUGAUAAUAUUAAAACCAAUAUAUCAGAAGAAAAUGACAAUGACUUAACACAAUGAAGUGCAUUUGAGUGGAAAAUGUGCAAAUAAAUGUUUUUAU